This is a messenger RNA of Colletotrichum orchidophilum, 90 nucleotides long. RefSeq lists its product as uncharacterized. Lineage: Eukaryota; Fungi; Ascomycota; Sordariomycetes; Glomerellales; Glomerellaceae. The coding region runs from base 1 to 90 and encodes 29 amino acids. The record is from RefSeq and is a predicted model, not a curated record. The transcript has a single exon.
AUGGCGUCUGGAUUCUUGUCACGGCUCACGAGAAGUAUAUCCCAUCUACAUCUGGCUUCCAUUUCGCGCUCAGCAGUCGUCCUCACAUAA